Aspergillus saccharolyticus JOP 1030-1 is the source of this 2510-nucleotide messenger RNA. RefSeq names its product kinesin family protein. The record is from RefSeq and is a predicted model, not a curated record. Lineage: Eukaryota; Fungi; Ascomycota; Eurotiomycetes; Eurotiales; Aspergillaceae. Bases 71 to 2278 code for a protein of 735 amino acids. Gene Ontology annotation, biological process: microtubule-based movement. The transcript has 7 exons. Gene Ontology annotation, molecular function: ATP binding; microtubule binding; ATP hydrolysis activity. Gene Ontology annotation, cellular component: microtubule; nucleus; kinesin complex.
CUCGAGCUUGGUACUUUUGUACUUUGUACUUUUGGUGUGAGCAGGCGUAUACGAACCACCACCAGCGAAUAUGACUUCGACAAAACCAGCCCCCGCCUCCCUGUUCCAGGUGUACCUUCGCCUGCGACCUCCUAUGUCACAGCAUGAAGAAGAACAGGCUGAGCGUUGCUUGACCAUCGAAUCUCCAGAUGAGAAUUAUCCCACAGAGCAUCUUCAUGAGCAUUCGCCCACAAAUAUCACUCUGCAUCCCCCCACUGACUCCAGGAAGCGUGCCGUUGAGAAAUUCGGCUUCACAAAAGUGUUUGACGAGUCCGCUUCGCAGCUGGGCGUCUUCGAGGGUACCGGACUAGAGAGUCUGAUAAAGGGCGUCUUGGCAGAAGGACGCGAUGGCCUCGUCGCAACAUUAGGCGUCACAGGUAGUGGAAAGAGUCAUACCAUUCUCGGCUCCAAGACACAGCGAGGUAUCACCCAGAUGAGCCUGGAUGUGAUCUUCCGCUCCCUCGCGUCGACAAUCAGACCCCUCGACAACUUUAUCAGCCCGCUCCUCUUAUCCUCCGUCGCUGCAGCCGAUGCCUCCGAAGCCCAGAUCUUCAGCGCGCAAACGUUCCUCGAGGCUGUGUAUGGCGAGCCGCUCGAUCGUGCAAGGAGUCCCAGAACCCAGACUCCGAUGAGUGCCGGAAGAGCCCAGACUCCCAUGGUGGAUCCCAUGCCAGCGCUCAUUUUCCCCCGUCGUCAAAUGCCCGUACGGGCUAUUGCCCUUCCCCGCUCGCCCGAUGUGAGUCAUCUCACGGUGGAACUGAACCCGCACUCGGAAUACGUUGUUCUCGUAUCAAUGUACGAAGUGUAUAAUGACCGCAUCUUUGACCUUCUUUCACCGGCCAUCGUCCCUGGUCAGGGAAGCACAAUGACCCGCCCGGGAGGAGGGGUGAAAGACCGCCGCAGGCCGCUGUUCUUCAAAUCGACGGAGGCAUCGCCUGAUCGUAAGGUCGUUGCAGGACUGCGCAAGAUUGCAUGCAGCACUUACGAAGAAGCUUUGUCGAUUCUAGAGAUUGGACUUACUGAGCGCAAGGUCGCAGGCACAGGAGCGAACAGCGUCAGUUCUCGGAGUCACGGGUUUUUCUGUCUUGAGGUCAAGAGAAGAAUGCGCAACAAAAGGACCGGCGAGGAGACAUGGAUGGGCAACACACUCACAGUGGCAGAUCUAGCGGGAUCUGAGCGCGCAAGAACCGCGAAGACGGCGGGGUCGACUCUUGCAGAGGCUGGAAAGAUUAACGAAAGCUUGAUGUAUCUCGGGCAAUGUCUACAGAUGCAAAGCGAUAUGCAGGAAGGCAACAAGGCUACGAUGGUCCCAUUCAGACAGUGCAAGCUCACGGAGCUACUCUUCUCCAACUCUUUUCCGUCGCCCAGCCAGGCGUUUGGCCAAUUCCGCCACCCGCAGAAAGCCAUCAUGAUUGUGACAGCCAACCCUUGGGGAGACUACAAUGCGACUUCGCAGAUCCUGCGCUACUCGGCUUUGGCCCGCGAGGUUGCCGUGCCCCGAGCUCCUUCGGCCACGGAAUCCAUCUUAUCCAGCACCUUAGGCUCACGUCAUGGGUCUACUGGGGGACGCGAUUCGACGGACGCUGUCGCUGCCGAAGAAUUGGAGAAGGCAGCUGCUGAGAUUGAGCGACUUAGAGCCGAAAAUGAGAACCUCUCGGUGAGGCUCGCGGAAGAGGAGAUUAUGAGGACAGACUUGACCAUGCGACUCAAGGCAAGCGAAGAAAUGUGCCUCACCAUCGAACAAGAGGUGCGUGAAGAAUGUUGGAACGAGAUGGACGAGAGGAUGGAAGAAGAGAGACGCCGAUGGCAGAACGCUUGGGAUGAGCAGACGGGGCAUAAUGAGGAACAUUUGGAUAAGAAGCUUGAGCUGUUUUCCCGUGGCUUCCAAAUCUAUGAAGAUCCCAGCAUCGCUACAAACGAGCGCAUGGAAGAACUCGAAUUUGAAAACGACCAGCUGCGCAAGAAGAUCGCCGCGCUGGAACGGGAGCUCACCUGCCGCUCGCCCACCAAGAAAACCAGAGCCAAGCCCCCCACUACCACAGCGCUCGAACCCUCCCAGAAUUUCAAUAUCCUGGGUCGCGAAAGCGACAUUGAGAAUGCCCUCAAGCGCAUGGACCAGCUGAAGCUGGCGGAAAGUAUGUUCUCUCCAGCUGCACAGCCUCCCUCGUCCCCGGGCAAGAAACAUCGGAAGAUGGCUACCCGAAAAUGGGAUCUGGCACCUGAGGAGGAUAUUUACUAAGCCUUGCUUUUCAUUUGUUCCAAUUUGAGAAGAUUGUAAUCCCCCCCUUGUAUGUAUACUCUCAUGGUCUGAUUUGAUUGCCUGCUUUUCGGUGCCUUGGUGAGGUUUGCUCUUUUGUUUAUUUGUGUACGAGUUAGGUCGUUUUUCCCGGCUUGUGGGUUUAUGAUAUCCGUCUGAGAUGUUGGCGUUUACUGGGACUUUGACCAGAAGAUUAUGUGAAUAAUAAUAUCGC